Messenger RNA from Juglans microcarpa x Juglans regia, 1343 nucleotides. Its product is annotated as beta-amyrin 11-oxidase-like. Gene Ontology annotation, molecular function: iron ion binding; ent-kaurenoic acid monooxygenase activity; heme binding. Gene Ontology annotation, biological process: brassinosteroid biosynthetic process; sterol metabolic process; multicellular organism development. The coding region runs from base 16 to 1035 and encodes 339 amino acids. The record is from RefSeq and is a predicted model, not a curated record. NCBI's taxonomy places the organism in Eukaryota, Viridiplantae, Streptophyta, Magnoliopsida, Fagales, Juglandaceae. The transcript has 7 exons. Gene Ontology annotation, cellular component: endoplasmic reticulum.
UAGCGUCUCCAUUGAAUGGGCAGGAAGCAAUUGCAAUGUAUAUUAAACACAGAGAAGAACGUGAUUCAGUUUUUGGAUGAAUGGGCGAGCAUGAAAAAGCCAAUCGAGCUCGUCGAAGAGAUGAAGAAAGCUACUUUCAAGAUCACAGCCUUCGCUUUCCUUGGCUAUAUCAAGGAAUCAACUUUUCAGGCAACCGACACCCUAUUUACUGAUUAUCGUCGCGGACUUAUGGUUCCGGCCAUAAAUAUCCCCGGUUUCACAUUCCAUAAAGCACUCAAGGCACGAAAUAAGUUGCUAAAGAUCAUUCGAUCUGUCUUGGAAGAACAGAAGGCGAUGGUUAAAAUUAAUGAACCCAAGGGAAAGAAAUAUAUGAUUGAUUUGCUUAUGGAUGUUGAAGAUGAGGAUGGAAAACAUCUGGAUGAUGAGCACAUUGCAGAUGUGAUACUCACUUCCUUAUCAGCUGGUUUUGAUGGCAUCUCACUGGGUUCCUUCUGGGGAUUUAUGCACCUUUCAGGAAAUCUUCAAGUCUUCAAAAAAGCCAAGGAGGAGCAAGAGGAGAUCGUAAGUAGAAGACCAUCUACCCAGAAAGGAUUGAUCCUUGCGGAGAUUAAACAAAUGCACUAUCUUGCUAAGGUGGUUGAAGAAAUGUUGCGCAUGACAAAUACCUUAGCACUAUUCCGAAAGGCGAAAAUCGAUGUUAGCAUCAAUGGAUACACCAUACCAAAAGGAUGGAAAGUUUUGGCCUGGAAUGGAGCUGUUCAUAUGGAUCCGACAAUAUAUGAAAACCCAAAAAACUUUGAUCCCUCAAGAUGGGAAAAUAUGAGUGUCAAACAACCAGGGGCUUUCAUGCCCUUCGGAGCAGGAACCAAAUUUUGUCCUGGAAAUGAACUGGCCAAGCUUGUCAUAACCAUUUUCCUUCAUUAUUUUCUGCUAAAUUACAAGAUGGAGCGAUUUAAUCCAGAAUCCCCACUAUGCUACAAGCAAGCUCCCUUGCCUUUGGACAACGGCCUCGUCCGAUUCACAAAGACAACAUAAAAUUAAUACAUCCGCAGCUUGCUAGCUAGCUUCAUGAACAGAUGAUCAUAUGCAGCUUGCUAGCUUCAGUUAUAUAUAAGUUUCUUGCACUACUGUUGUUAUAUAUAUGCAUUAAUAAUUAUGCAAGAAUAAAUUGUUAAGUUGUUUAUAUUAUCAACCUCCGAUCGAACAGUGCUCCAGUACUGAUUGAAUGGUCUGUUGUGAGGAUUAAGAAUAAAACAGCUCCUAAUUACUAUUAAUUUCAGCUGUAACAGCUCCUUUAAUUUUUGUUUUUUAUCUCCUUAGUCAUCAAAUGGUUAUAAUUUCUU